CCGACAAUAUGGCAGCGCCUAUAGCGAUUCACCUGGAGUUUGGAGGAGGAGCAGAGCUGCUAUUUAAUGGCGUGAAGGAACAUCAUGUGACUCUUCCAAGCCAGUCAGAACCUUGGGACAUGAAGCAGCUGCUGGUCUGGAUCCAACGGAACCUGCUGAAGGAAAGGCCUGAGCUCUUUGUCCAAGGAGAGUCUGUGAGACCUGGGAUUCUCGUACUUAUCAAUGAUGCAGACUGGGAACUAAUGGGGGAGCUGGAUUACCAACUACAAGACCAAGACAAUGUUGUGUUUAUUUCUACUCUACAUGGAGGAUAGACAGUGAGCGAGGAAUGCAAACAUAUCCGUGACAUCUCUGUAACAGCCUUUACUCCACAUCCUCUUCACUCUUUCCCCCCACAUGCCAACAACACGUCACCCCAUUGGAUGCUGUGAAUGUGUCAACCAUGCUCCGUGGCGACUGAGGUGAUUGAUGCUAGUCCGCAGGAAUGAGUGGAAAUUCAGAGAUGGCUACUGAGAAAAAUGUGGAAGCCGUGAGACAGGAAUUCAGGGACAUUUUGAAAAUACCAACAUUUUUUUUUUUUUAUAGAAUCAGACUGGACAGGCUCAGUGAGCAGUGAUACGACGCUGUGGUUGUACUGGUCAGCUCACAGAUGCAUAAAGAUCUACAGUUAGUGUGUGUACCUUAUUCUCCCUGCAGUGUCUCUUCCAACAUGACUGAAAAACAAAAUGACCUCAUCAUGAAUUCUAAAAUAACUUUCUGGUCCAGAGAAUAUUGAAGACAAGAUAACAUCCCCAGUAAUUAGCAUUUAUAAGCUGCAUAUAAACAAUUCAUAAAUUGUUCAUAACACACUAUAAUGUAGUUGUAUGCAGAUGUGACAUUUUAAGUGUUUAUUAAUGUAUUUGUCAAUAAUUGUAACCUUUCAUAUAACACAUCUUUUAUGUGAUUACAACUGUUAGUGUAAUUCUUUAUCUUUAGAUACACCAGCAGCAACUUAUGAAUGCCUCACAGGUGGAGCUAUAGGUUAUACAUUAAUAAACACCUAAAAAUUUACUUUUAGCUUGUUACACCUACAUCAUAGUUUAUAAACUGUUUAUGAAAUGUUUAUGUAGUACUUAUAAAUACUAAUGUUGAAAUAAAUAAGUUUUUUCUUU
This is a messenger RNA of Toxotes jaculatrix (banded archerfish), 1151 nucleotides long. It is a transcript of the gene urm1, whose product is annotated as ubiquitin related modifier 1. The coding region runs from base 9 to 314 and encodes 101 amino acids. The record is from RefSeq and is a predicted model, not a curated record. The transcript has 5 exons. Lineage: Eukaryota; Metazoa; Chordata; Actinopteri; Toxotidae. Gene Ontology annotation, cellular component: nucleus; cytoplasm. Gene Ontology annotation, biological process: tRNA thio-modification; protein urmylation. Gene Ontology annotation, molecular function: protein tag activity.